AUGCCCGGGGCGCCGCGGGCGGCGCCGCGCAGCGCGGCGGCCGAGGAGCGCGGCGAGGCAUCCGCCGACGACCGCAGCGAGCGGGGCGAGCUGGCGCUGCUCGGGGACGGCGCGGGGCCUCCGCCCGGCGGCGCGGCGCAGCGGUGCGGCUGCCGAGCCGCGGCCGCGGCCGCGCUGCUGCUGGCGUGCCUCGGCGGCCUCGCGUGCGGGGCGGCCUGGGCGCGCGCGCGGCGGCUGCCGCCCGCUUCAGAGCGGAGGCCGAACUCCCAGAUGUCGCUCCAGACGGCUGGAGUGGCAGUGGAGCAAGACGGGGUCAAGGAUACGGGGCGCGGCAGCGUCGCAGGCGCCGGGCCAUUCGUGUCGGUGGUGUUCUCUUCGGACGCCGCUCCGAAGCAGGAGGAGUCGGCCAUGUGGCACACGGCUGGCAAGAACAUGGGCUGCAAGAACUGGAGGGAGGUCGCGCUGUCGGACUGGGUGCGCUCCAGCGAUCAGUCGACCACGAGCUGCGGCGAGCUCUGCGCACAGACGUCGGGGUGCCAGGCGUUCAGCUUCCAGAAGAAGGAGAGCUGCAACGGCACCGAGCAGGCCGCCCCUGGUGCCUGCUUCCUCUGGAGCGGGCGGUGCCACAUGGAGGCCAACGAGUGCUGGGACAACUACCGGAUGGAGCAGUCCCUGCCCAUGCCCUGGGCCAUGGCCUCGCCAGGGACGGGAUGCGCGAAUCACGACAUGAUCAUGAUGCAGACGAGCGACGAGUGGAACGCGAACGCGUGCGGCAGGAAGUGCGAGCAGCUGGCUGGCUGCAGGGCGUUCACUUUCCGGCCCGACAACUGCGCGGAGCCCGACCCGGAUCGGAAGGGUGCGUGCAGCUUGUUCAGUGGCGUGUGCGAGAGGACACCCAGCAAGUGUAGGGAUUACUAUCUGAUGUCAAGACCUACUCCAACUGGAAAGAACACUGCAUUUUCGGCAAAUUCAGCUUUCGAUCUGGCAGAGAGCGGGAUAGCCAAAGAGGAGGAAGUUUCUGCGACUUUUGUAGUAUCUCCAGAGCAGGCACCACAGGUAGCAUCGGCUGAGGUCUUGAAAUUUGCAGAUAAAGGAUCGAUUGUUUUGCGUGUUAACCACCUGGAGGGCUGGAAUGCUGGCGACAACAUCACCAUCACCGAUGAGAACGGCAUCAUCCACAAGAACAGCAUCGCAUCUAUCAGAUUUGACGCAGGGACCUUGCAGCUCGAGGCACCAUUGGCGUAUCCAGUUCCGCGGAGCGCCAUCGUCACCAGAGGGUCGAUCCCGCUGCCCCGUGGUGAACGCAGCACCAUCCGAAGACCGACCCAAGAGCCUGCUCAAGCACCCACCCAAUCGUCUACUCCAGCGCCUACCCCAGCGCCUACCGCACCUACCCAAUCGUCUACUCCAGCGCCUACCCCAGCGCCUACCGCACCUACCCAAGCACCCACCCAGUCGCCUACCCGAGCGCCCACCCCAGCGCCUACCGUUGCGCCUUCCCCAGCGCCUACCAAAGCACCUGGCCAAGCUGUCGCCUCGGUGACAGAGGAUGCGGCGAUGGGGUCCAACGUCGUGAAAGUUGACGACACCAGCGUUUGGAACCUCGAGGACUUGAUUCAGAUCUCAGUGAACAAGGAUACGCCGCAGAGCCAGACGAUGUUCAACCUGAUUGAAUCAAUCGAUAAACGUACCCACGCUCUCGUGCUUAUGUACACUCUGAGCGGGACGGUUUCGGCUGGAAGCCUCGUCACGUUGGCAGCGGGCACGUCAACGACUCCGGGACGGUACUGA
Molecule: messenger RNA, 1791 nt
Organism: Prorocentrum cordatum
Lineage: Eukaryota; Dinophyceae; Prorocentrales; Prorocentraceae
Source: the annotation of a GenBank genome assembly